GAAGCCUGAAAUUUGAGGACGAAGUGACGUCAAUUCGCUCUGAGGUCACGAAUUUACAAGGUCAAGGGGUCAACAAGAUCAUCGCUCUGGGUCACGCGGGAUUUGCCGUGGACACCAAAAUAGCAACGGAGGUGGAAGGGGUGGAUGUUGUGAUUGGGGGUCACACCAAUACCUUUCUAUACACAGGCACAGCGCCUUCUGUAGAGAAGCCGAGUGGUGAUUAUCCUCACGUGGUCAACAAAGCCAAUGGCGAGAGAACGCUUGUCGUUCAGGACUACACAUUCGGAAAGUAUCUGGGCUUUUUACAAGUUCAGUUUGACAACACAGGGAAAGUUGUUUCCUACGGUGGAAAUCCGAUCCUACUUAACAACAGUAUUGCAGAAGAUCCAACCGUUAAACAAGUGGUAGAUACAAUGUUUUUGGAAAUAGAAAAUUCCACCAAAGAAGUCAUUGGUAGAACGUUAGUCAAGAUGGAGGGAUCAAGACCAGCGUGCAGGCUGAGGGAAUGUAACAUGGGGAAUCUGGUGGCGGAUUCUUUUGUGUACAUCAACUUGAAGAAUGCCGACACCAUUAACGCCACUCGCGUGUUCGUCGCCAUCGUUAACUCAGGCUCCAUCCGGGCAUCGUUUGAAAGAGGAACCGUAACUCUGGGUGACGCUAUCACUGUUCAGCCAUACAGAAACACCAUGGACACGAUCCAACUGAAGGGGAAGUACUUACGCCAAGCUCUGGAACUGAGUGUGACGUCAUACGACACAGAAGACCCAGAUGGCGCGUUUUUACAGGUGUCUGGAAUAAGAGUGAAAUAUAAUCUAAAAAAUCCAGAGAGACAACGAAUUGUAGAUGUGAAAGUGGUUUGCUCUGAAUGCGAAGUCCCGGAAUAUUUACCGUUAGACAAUGAGAAAUUCUACGACAUUGUUUUGUCAAAUUACCUACUGAAUGGUGGGGAUGGUUAUACGAUGAUUCGAGAUAAUGCUGUACAGACGCAUGUUGUUGGUAUUUUGGACACGGACGUGUUCGCCGAAUACAUAAGGGCCACAUCACCCCUCAUCACUGGAGUGGAUGGAAGAAUAGAAUUUGUGGAUAGCAACGAGUGUUUAAUUACAAGUACCGGAAGUAGAUCAAGUGAAUUUCCGGUUUUUCAAAUGUUAUUCUUUGCUUUAGUUUUCAUUUGCUUGUGAUAAUUUGUAAUGGAAUGAUAAUUUGUAAAUAAGAGAGAGAGAGAGAGAGAGAGAGAGAGAGAGAGAGAGAGAGAGAGAGAGAGAGAGAUGCAUGCUCUUAAAACAAAUGAAUUGCAUGUACGCAUAACAUAAAUUUAUAAAUUUAUACGUUAUUAUGAAAGUGCAUUGUGUGAUUUCAAAGUUAAGGCGAUGUUCUCUACUGAUUGUUGUAUUUUUUGUAAGUAUUUUUAUUUACAUUAUUUCAAAGUGAAAUUCAUGAAUGUUUUUUUUUACUGUAUAUCUUAUUGAGACAUCAUGUCAGAAAAAUCACUCAUGUGUUUUUUUUUUUAUAGUCGUGAGGAGUGCGUGUUACAGUAUAUUGAUAUUAUAUAAGAGUUGUUCACUGUAAUAUUGUUACAUUGACCUACAUAAUAUACAAUUAAUACAAUCGACCAGCGAAGAAGCCAUCUCAUCAUUAAAGAAAUCUUAACGUUCUCUUGUCUGCGUUUAUAUAUGUACAUGAGUGCAAUAAACUUAAUAUUCUUGC
This is a messenger RNA of Magallana angulata, 1707 nucleotides long. RefSeq names its product snake venom 5'-nucleotidase-like. Gene Ontology annotation, molecular function: metal ion binding; 5'-nucleotidase activity; nucleotide binding. The record is from RefSeq and is a predicted model, not a curated record. NCBI's taxonomy places the organism in Eukaryota, Metazoa, Mollusca, Bivalvia, Ostreida, Ostreidae. Gene Ontology annotation, cellular component: plasma membrane. Gene Ontology annotation, biological process: AMP catabolic process.